Messenger RNA from Wickerhamiella sorbophila, 1851 nucleotides. Its product is annotated as Kelch repeat-containing protein 3. The coding region runs from base 1 to 1851 and encodes 616 amino acids. The record is from RefSeq and is a predicted model, not a curated record. The transcript has a single exon. Gene Ontology annotation, molecular function: protein binding. NCBI's taxonomy places the organism in Eukaryota, Fungi, Ascomycota, Dipodascomycetes, Dipodascales, Trichomonascaceae.
AUGGGAAAAAAAGAUUCCAAGGCUGCCAAGGCGGCCAAAAAGACCCGCACGGCCGAAAAGGCGGCAAAAUCCAAAGCAAAGGCCGACAGUAAGAACAAGAAACUUGCAGCCAAAACGGGCGAGGAAGAAGACGUUGAUCUGGACGAAAUGCUUGCCGAGUUCGCUCGCCAACAAGCCGAGUUUGAAAAAGUCACUAUUACUUUGUCUGACCGACCUUCCAAGCGCCAAAACGCUUCUCUGGUGGCUAAUCCUUUACAGGGCAAGCACGAGCUUUUUCUGUUUGGUGGUGAAGCCACCUCCAGCGCCUAUUCUCACUUUUUCAAUGAUCUAUUUGUGUACUCGAUCAAAACAGAUCAAUGGCGUAAAAUCACUUCUCCAAACACACCCAUGCCUAGAAGCUCGCAUGCCAUGUGCUCCCAUCCUAGUGGCAUAAUGCUCAUGUUUGGAGGCGAGUUUUCCAGCCCCAAACAAAGCACGUUCUACCACUACGGCGAUACAUGGGUUCUGGACCCUGCGAGCAAAGAAUGGACUAAAAUAGAAUGCAAAAAGCAGCCCUCUUCACGAAGCGGACACCGUAUGACUGUUUGGAAAAACUAUAUCUUGCUGCAUGGCGGGUUCCGCGACCUAAGUGCCUCGACGACAUAUCUUGACGAUCUCUGGGCAUUCGAUGUGACAGACUACAAGUGGCAUCAAAUUGAACUGCCCCAAACUAUGAGUAUUCCCGACGCUCGUAGUGGUCACAGUUUUGUGCCUUGUGCGGAUGGUGCUAUUUUGUGGGGUGGAUAUUCUAAAGUCAAGGCGUCUAGGGGCUUGCAAAAGGGUAAAGUUCACGUCGACAGUUGGCUCCUGAAAAUGAAGUCCGAUCUCAAAGGCGUCAGAUGGGAGCGUCGGAAAAAGGGAGGCUUUGCUCCAAGCCCCCGUAUUGGCUGUUACAUGGUACCCCAUCAGGGUCGAGGCAUAUUGUUUGGAGGAGUCUAUGAUACACAGGAAACUGAGGAGUCUCUGACUUCACAGUUCUACAAUACGCUGUACUCUUAUAAUAUUGAGACCAAUCGAUGGCUGUCGAUGGGUCUACGGUCCCGAAAGCGUCGUCAAGAGCCUGUGGUGCCUACGCGCGAGCGGCGUGAUGACGACUUGCAAAAGAACCUGUCCAAUAUCUUGCAGAAUCUCAACAUUGAUAUCAAAGAGAUGCUUGCUGAUGUUGAAGCAGAACUAGAAGAUGAGGACGAGGAGCCAGUUGAAAAGAAAGAGUAUCCUAUUGUUUCCCAGCUCCCCCACCCUCGCUUUAACUCAACUGUUGCCGUUGCAGACAACCAGCUAUUUCUUUUUGGCGGCCUGUGGGAGGAUGGCGACAGAGACUUUGUAUUUGACAGCUUCUACUCUAUCGAUCUCGGCAAGCUCGACGGUGUAAAGGUUUAUUGGGAGAAUCUUGGCCUGGACGAUGCAGUCGAUAGCGAUGAAGAAGAUGAUGACGACGAGGGUGAGGACGAGGAUGAGGACGAGGAGGAGCCUGAAGAUGCUUCACUUGAAUCAGAGGAGGAAGAAGAGGAAGAGGAAGAAGAGACCCUUGAGGAAGAGGACCCUGAUCCUCGUCCCUGGCUUCCUCAUCCCAAGCCUUUCCAAACUCUCACGGCAUUUUAUCGGGCUAACAUUAACGAAUUUGUUGAGUGGGCCCUGAAAGUUGACCAUAACGCUCGGCAGAAGGAGCUCAAGCGCAUUGCAUUCGAGCUUUGUGAAGCGCGCUGGUGGGAACGUCGCGACGUGAUUCGGGCAGCCGAAGACGAAUUCGAGGAAAUGGGCGGCGUCGACGAAGUUAUUGAACGCACUGGCGACCGCAGCUCUCGUAGAUAA